This is a messenger RNA of Lasiosphaeria miniovina, 869 nucleotides long. RefSeq lists its product as uncharacterized. Bases 142 to 780 code for a protein of 212 amino acids. The record is from RefSeq and is a predicted model, not a curated record. The transcript has a single exon. Lineage: Eukaryota; Fungi; Ascomycota; Sordariomycetes; Sordariales; Lasiosphaeriaceae.
UCAAUUGCAUGUUAUAAUAUUUCACUCAUCGGUUAAAACAUGGUUUCUCAAAAUACCAAACACCACACUUAAGCUCGACCACGCCCCCGGGGGGCAGUUGAUUAUGCAGUUCGCUGAUUUCGCUGUUCAUGUCUUGGUAUCAUGCUGCAACGCACCGCAUGGCCUCUACUUGUCCGUCUAGAAACGGGUCACAUUCUGGUUGCCAUUCUCCCUAUCCCAACACAAGCCAAACCGCCCAACCCAACCCCAGCGCCGAUAUCAACCUGGUGGCAAGACUCGUCCAAAAAAGUGAGCCUGGCAUUGCACUGCCCACCAGAUACUCCCCAUCCGCCCGCUCUUCUCUUCGCCUUCAUCUUGUUGUCUCUGCCCGCUUCGCCCUCCUCCCUUCGACCUCAUCCUUUCGACGUCCUCCCUUCGACGUCCUCCCUUCAACGUCCUCCCUUCGACGUCCUCCCUUCGACGUCCUCCCUUCGACCUCCUCGCCCCCUCGACCUCCUACCCUCGCCCUCCUACCCUCGCCCUACUCUUUCCGCUCCACUCUUCCCCUCCUCCCUUCUUCUUUCUACACCUCUCUCCUUCGCAUACUUCAUCCCACACACCCAUCCUCAUGCUCAUAUGCUCGCCGUCUAUGGCCACUUCUCUACUCGUAUUCACACGCUCCCGCGCCCAGCCUCGUCCGUGCCUUUGUACAGUCCUUUCCGAGGCCUUGAUGCAUUGUCAUAUAUACAACAAUAUUUCACAUCGUGUCGUGAACUGCUGCGCCCGGCGACCAAUGGCUAGGUGUUUAGGUUUUGUAGUGCUGGCGCCACCUUCGUGGUGGGGGUCCCGGGGCCGGGUUGUGGUGUUUGAGUACCGGCUGGCAGCUCCGC